This is a messenger RNA of Patella vulgata (common limpet), 6513 nucleotides long. Its product is annotated as rab GTPase-binding effector protein 1. The coding region runs from base 87 to 2969 and encodes 960 amino acids. Lineage: Eukaryota; Metazoa; Mollusca; Gastropoda; Patellidae. The transcript has 21 exons. Gene Ontology annotation, molecular function: GTPase activator activity; metal ion binding; growth factor activity. The record is from RefSeq and is a predicted model, not a curated record. Gene Ontology annotation, cellular component: intracellular membrane-bounded organelle. Gene Ontology annotation, biological process: phosphorelay signal transduction system; endocytosis.
GCUGUGUAAUAUUAUGACGUUUUGGAGUAAAAUAAUUUCUGAUCUUUGCAGAAAAUGCUCCAAAAAACAUAAACAAAACCAGUAAAAUGACUGACGUGGAUGAUUUUGGACCUAUGGAAUCGGCAGAGCCGAUUUCAAACGAUGAAUUGACUAAGUUAAGAAAGAGAGUUGCCGAACUAGAGGAAAGAGAAAACAGUAUUAAAACAGAUCUGGAAAAUGAAUUUGGUCAAAAAAGAGCUAAAUUUAAAGAAAUUUUUCUACAAAAAGAAGAGGAAUUAAAUAAAGUAAAGGAAGAAUCGUCAGCAUCUGAAGAAAGAGUACAAAACUUAGAGAAAGAACUUGAAAAAGUUCUCUCAGAAUUAGAAGGAGUAAAAACGGCGGCAGCCUUAUCAGAGAUAAAUAAACAAGAAGUAAUAAAAACAAUACAAAAACAGUGUCAGGAAGAAAUAGCUUCUCUUCAAGGGCUGAUGAAUGAAGCUGCCGAUGAGGCAUCACAUUCUACAGCAGCACAAUAUGAUAUAGAAAGAAAUAAACUUGUGGAUUUAACAGGAAAAUAUGAAGAAGAAAUUCAAGAAUUAAGAUCAAAACUUGGCCAAGAAAACCGCGGAGAAAGUUUCUUAACGUCUGUAGCGAAAUCACUGAAGAGAGUAGGUGGUAGCCUUCCUUUGUCAGCUAAUACUAGUAUGGACCAUACUGCAGAAAAUCUCGAAGACAGCAUGAAGAAGGCUAAAGAAGAUGCAGAAGUAUUAAAAUCGGUUGUAUUACCCCUAGAAAGAGAAAUAUCAUCUCUACAAGAAAAAUUAGAACAAGCUGAGAAAAAAUUAGCACAGUUACAGCAUGAUGAUCUUCUUAAUGGUGAAGACAGGAAAUCUCCUUCUUUACCUGACCUGGAUGAUCUGACUAAUUCUGAAGAUAAGAUCAACCAGUUAGUAAAAUAUCUGAAGGCUGAGAAGGCAGCAAGAAAGGAUUUAGAGAUGUUUGUAGCAGUUCUUACCACCCAGAAAAAUGUUUUGAAUGAAGACACUGAUAAAGUUAGAAAAGAACUUGAUGAAGUUUGUCAUUUACUAGAAGAUGAGAAGAGCAAUCACGACUCAUUGAAACAAACAUGGCAGAUGGCUAAUGACCAGUUUCUAGAAUCUCAGAGAUUAAUGAUGAUGGAUAUGAGAAGAAUGGAAGGUGUGUUAUCUCAAGAACAACAAAGACAAAUAGCAGAGUUACAGAUGCAAGAUUUAGAACGUGAAGCUCAGGAGAAGAAGGUUAGAGAGUUGGAAGAGGCGAGAGAAAAGCAAGAAAAAGAACAAGCUGAAAGACGUAAAAUCAGUGCAGAGAAAAAGUUAGUGGAUGCAAUACCCCUGAAAACCAAAGAUUUACUUGAUAAAUCGAAAAGUCAAUCAAAAGCUUCCCUGGCAUCAACAAAUUCUGAUGAUGUUGAUUUAUUAAGUAAUGAUGUUCCUCCUUCCUUAUCAAACUCUGAUCUUAAUUUAAUAGCCGAUGAAAAGUUUUUAGACAGUGGAAUCCAUGAUACCAGAUCUUUAGGGGAUCUAGAGACAACGACCACAGUUCGAAUUAGUCCAGAUAAAGUUUUAAAUCUUCCUUCUCUCACCGAGGCCCAAAUGAAGGCCAUUACAGAUCUGACACCAGAAGUAGAAGCACGUAAAUCUCUUUUAGCUGUAGCAAAAUCGAAAUCUGAUAUGUUAUCUCUAGAAGGUAAACGAUUGGUCAGUGAACGAGAAUGGAAAUUAUUACAACAAGAGAUGAAAGCAUCUAGAGAAAAAUUAGGUCGGCCAUGUCAUAUGUGUUCUAAUUAUGAAGCCCAAUUACAAACUGUUCAAGAAGAGUUAAAAGAAUCUAAGAGUGAGGCCCAGAAACUUGAUCGUCAUUUGAAGAUUGAGAAAACAGCAGUUGAAAAUCAGCGUAAAUAUCAAUUAGAAUUAGAGGAAGCCAUAAAAGAUAAAGCAGAUGAAGCAUUUAAACAAAUAUCUAGUCUUCAGAAUAAACUGAGUGAAAGUGAAAAAUAUUUGACUCAAACCAAACAACAAUCUAUACAAUCUCAAUUACAGCUACAGGAUCAACUGAAAACAUUAACAGAUAGUAGAGUAGAGAUCCAAAAAGAAUUACAAAGAUUACAAGAUGAAAAUGAUAGUUUAGUUGGUAAACAUUCGAAAACAGCCCAACAAUUACAGAAUGAAGAUAUUAACUUACCAGAUAAUAUGGAGGAGAUGCAAUUAUUACUAUUAAAAUAUCGUGAAGAGAUUAUACAAGUUAAAGUAGCCAAGGAACAUUUAGAAGAUACUCUUCGAUCAGAAAUAUUAUUUUUAAAAGACCAAGUUGUUUCGGAACAACAAGAAAAGAGCAGAAUAGAAGAAACAUUAAGUCAGGAAAUACAUGUUCUACAAGAAAAACAAGCAUGUUUUGAUAGUAUACAAUCAGAACUUGAGAGGGAAUCGUCUGUAAGGGCCGAAGUAGAAAGUAAAUUCCGUGAAACAGAACAGACAUUAAAAAAUGUGCAAGCAAAAUCUAAACAACUAAUAACAGUUUUACAACAACGUGUAGAAGAACAUGAAAAAGCUAAGUCUAAAUUUGAAGAAGAUAUGCAUGUUAGUAGAUGUAAGAUACAAUCUUUACAAGUUGAUCUAGAUAAUAGUGAAGCUGUACAGAGAGAUUUCGUUAAAUUAUCUCAAUCACUACAGAUUCAACUAGAGAAAAUACGUCAGGCUGAGAAUGAAGUACGAUGGCAACAUGAAGAUGAUAUUGAUGAUUGUACUAAUUGUAAACAACAGUUUGGAGUUACUCGUAGAAAGCACCACUGUAAACAUUGUGGUAAAAUAUUUUGUAGUGAUUGCAUAACAAAAAGCGUACAAAGCGGUCGAAGUCUACGAGCGUGUAAAGUUUGUGAUGUUUGUCAUACGAUAUUAGUGAAAGAUGCAACUCCUUACUUUAGUACAGAACCACCACCCUCUCCAGAUUAAACACCACUCAUACUACAGCUACUUGUCUUUUAAUUGAAGGGAAAUUUUGCUGAAGAAAAUAAAGAUUUUGAAAUUGUGAUGAUUUUAUGAUAUUUAUUUAGAUAAAUUGUUACAACUUGAUAACCUGCAACAAUGUGAUACAGGAGGGAGGGUUUUUUUUAUUUUUGUGUUUCUGUUUUAUCAAAGUAUCACUACUGGGCUAAAUGAAUUCUCACAUCACAUUUCAUGACACUACAUUUAUCUCAUAUUGUUUAUAAGAAUGUAAGAUUAUCCAGUAACACUUAUCUCAUGUCGUUUAUAAGAAUGUAUGAUUAUCCAGUAACAUUUAUCAGGGUUGCAUAGCAUUAAACCUUUUGCCCGGGGAUAAUAUUUACAUGAGGUAGUUAAUGAGAUUGUUUAUAUUUUUUAUUUUGUGAAAUAAAAACAGGUUAUACGGCCCUCUUAAAGUGAUGCAGGAGUAUCUGAAAAUCAAAAUGAUCACUGAAAAAUAAAAGUAAAUUUUAGUGCAAUGAAAAAAUGAUAUAAUAUAUCAUUAAUUAGCUACUUUAUUUAACAGUGGUAUGGGAAAUUUUUAUAAAUUCUUCAGCAGAAUGUCCCUUGUUUUUAUUUAUUGAAUUGUAAUUAUAGAAUGAAAUAUGGGGUUUUAAUUUUUAUUAUUUUUCACCGUGAGAAUAUCUAUAUCUAGUGUUAUUUCUGUGUGAGAGAGAAUGGAUCAAAUGAUUUUGGCUAAUCCUGUUGCUUGUUUUUGUUUGAAUUCCAUAAUUUUAUUAACCCAUUAAAUCAAGAUGUUACUUGGACUUUGUUAUAAGAUUCACGAGAGAGAGAAAUGGGGUUUAACGUCCACUCGACACAAACUAGGUCAUUUCGGGACUAACAUAUGGUUUAAUUUUAUUUACAUAAUUCGCUUGCGCGUAGGGGUCUUUAGCAGUGGGAGGAAACCGGUAUAAGAGUCACAGUAAGAAUUCGGUGACCCUUAUAUGGUUCUUUUUUAAUUUUCACACAUAGGAACUAGAGAAACUAAACCUAAUUCUUACUAUAAUGGUUCAUAUACAAAAUGAAAUGGGGUUUAACAUCCUACUGUUUGGCUCCGACUGGACUAAUGAAGACCAACAUACGCUACAUAGUGUGCUAUGGGUCAUACAGCCUACUGGUAUAUCGAAUUCCAACUGUCAAAAGUUUAUUUCCUGAUUUUUAUACUCCACAUUGAAUUUUUGCAGCAAGUUAUUGGCGUGCGAUGAACAGAACUAUGGGUAUCCUACUAGAAACAUCAAUGCUUAUUGGUUAAUCAUAUGUCUGACGUCAAAGGUUCAAAAGCCGCUCGUAUGACCCCUGAUGGGACCUCCCACUGCAACUGGUCAGGUGUUCAUGUAGUAGAGGCCAUCGAAAGUAUAAAAAAAAAAAACGAAAUAUAGAUCUGUAUUUUGAUCAGAUUGAGUUAUUUAGCACUGUAAAAUUGGCAUGAAUAUAUGGGCAGGCCAUCCAGGCACUUACAUGGCAUGGAAUUUGGAGAGAUAUGGCUUACUCCAUGUAGGAACUAAAAUUAACUAGUUUUAUUCAAAUAUAUCUGUAACGGCUCCAUUAAAUCUUCAUUGUUAUGAUUUUAAUGUCCGCAGUAUAAGCUUGAAUGCUUGAAUUGACUUUUUAAAGUACAUGCCAGACAGUAAAAGCAGAUGGUCAAUGAUAAAUGCAAUAGGAUGAACGUUAAAGGUACCAUAAUACCUCUCUUAUUAUCAUUUUAUACGUAACUUAUGUGUAUUUAUGAACAUUUGUGUAUGAUGUAUAGUGAAUGCUGAUAGAUUUGAAAGAUAACAAUAAAACAUUCCUUUUAGUUAUUUAUUAAAAAAUUACUUAAUGCAUUUCUUUUUUUAUUUAUAUUAGACUAAUAGUUAUAAACAAAACCUGUAUACUUAUCAUUGUUUUAAAUUUACUGCUUGGUUAGCAGUUAAAAUGGCUCAUUUAUUAUUGAGUAUUUAUUGAUGUCUCUUUAACUUACUCCAGCUAUUUGUUCUCUUAUUGUCCCCCACCUUUCGAAGAAAGCAGGGGACUAUUAAAAUGGGUUCGUCCGUCUGUCUGUCCGUCUGUCCGUCUGUCUGUCCGUCACACUUUUUGGGACACAAUAACUCUCUUCCUAAUUGAGCUAGAAUGUUCAAACUUGGUGUAUGUGUUGAUUAGGUCAAUGCCUUGAUGGAGUUCGAAGAUGAGCAUUUUCCGCUUAGGGUAAGCAGAGAUAAGCAAUUUGAUUGGUUGAUGCUUUGGGACACGAUAACUUUAGUUCUAAUUAAGUGAGAUUGAUGAAACUUGGUGUAUAGAUUUAUUAUAUGAAUACCUUAACUAAGUUCGAUAAUGAACAUUUUUUGCUGAGGGUAAGCAGAGUGAUAAGCAAUUUGAUUGGUAGAAACUUUGGAACACAAUAACUCUCCUUCUAAUUGAGGUAGAAUGUUCAAACUUGGCAUAGGUGUCUAUUAGGUGAAUGUUUAAACUUGAUGUAUAUGUAGAUGUUCAUUAGGUGAAUGUCUUGACUGAGUUCAAUAAUUAACAUUUCGAGCUGAAGCUAAGCAGAGCUAAUCGAUUUCAUUUGUCGAUGGUUUGGGACAAGAUAAUCUUGAUUCUAUCUGAUAGAGAGUGAUGAAACUUAGUGAAAAAAAUAAAUGUGCGAUUAAUUAAUAUGUGUCAUCUAUUUAUUUUGCAAUUUCGGCGGGGGACAUCAGCCUCACUGUUGACUUGUUUCAUAAUUAAAGAGGCAUUAUCACUCUGAUUCAGCAUAACAGCUGCUGUUCGGUCCUGUCUUCAUUAGUCUGGUUAGUGGAAAGCGUUAAACCCCAUUUCAUUUUCACUCUCAUCAAAAAAAUAAAUGUAAUUAACCAACACUAUUAUAUUUAAAAUAAACUUAAAUUCAUGUAAUUAUGAAAAUUCCAAGUACAUGUAUUAACCUGAUUUUUUCAUGGGUGUUCUUUAAAGCUCAUUCCCAGAAAAGUAUUUAUCGAGUGGUUAUUUCCAAUAAAAGUAUACAGGACAAAAAUGUACGGGUAUCCCUAAUCGACAGCCCGACGAUUAGGAGUGUCUGCACGUAUGACGUCGAAGGUUGCACAUGGAGAGAGAGCACUUGAUGUACGUCAUGUUGAUAAACUUUAUGAAGAGUAAGACAUACCAUAUUUCUAAGAUAAAAAUCACAGAAAAAGAUACGGGCAGUGGAUAAUUCGAGAAUUUAAUUAGGUUUCGAUAUUUGUAAUAAAUAGUCAGCGAUAAAGGCAACAUCGUCUUUUGUAUGCAAUGAAUUCUCCACCAACAUCGCACCCAUUGUGUCAUGUGAUGGAGUUUUUAUAGCUGGGUAUUCCCUGACAAUUGCAAUGUUUUGGGAAGGAUUUGAAGCAAAAUUAUGAUAAAUUAAUUAGUUUGAAUAUGUUUUUAGUCCAAAUAUAUCAUCAAAUCACCCAGAUUGUACCCGGGAAUGUAUCUUUAAAACUGUAUAAAUGUUAAAAUCUCUGUGAUGGCUUGGCAGAGUUAUCUCAACCAUUUUACAUAAUGAAUCAUAAAUUAUGUUUUU